AUGGAAUCAAGGAAUGCAUCAUUCUUUGAACACAUAUUUCCAUAUAAAGAUAAGCAAACUACUAAACGCACUCGUGAAGAAAGAGAUGCAACUACUUCUGUAAAUGAGAUGGAAGUAGAACAAGUUAAAGAUGAACCUAGACGCAGCAAAAGAGCUCGUAAGAAAAAAUCUUAUGGUGAAGAUUUCACAAUGGUCUUUCUUGUUGAGAAUGAACCGAGAUCUUACCCAGAAGCCAUGUCUACACCAGAAGCUCCUUAUUGGAAGGAUGCAGUCAAUAGUGAGAUGAACUCUAUAAUGCAGAAUCAUACCUACGAGUUAACUGACUUACCUCAACGGUUCAAAGCACUAGGGUGUAAAUGGAUCUUCAAGACCAAGCUGAAAGCUGAUGGUUCUAUAGAUAAGUGCAAGGCACGCCUUGUGGUGCAAGGAUUCAGACAAAAAGAAGGUCUAGAUUUUUUUGACACCUAUUCUCUAGUUACGAGAAUAACUUCUAUCAGAAUAUUGAUUGGUGUAGCACCUUGCGAGGUUUGGAAAUCCAUCAAAUAG
Eutrema salsugineum is the source of this 546-nucleotide messenger RNA. RefSeq lists its product as uncharacterized. Lineage: Eukaryota; Viridiplantae; Streptophyta; Magnoliopsida; Brassicales; Brassicaceae. The transcript has a single exon. The coding region runs from base 1 to 546 and encodes 181 amino acids. The record is from RefSeq and is a predicted model, not a curated record.